UCCUCUAAUUCAACCCUGUGUCCAAACUAGUCAUGAAACCGCGUGUUAAUACGCGUCCUAUAUUCAAACGAUAUUUAGAUUGCGCAGCGCAGAUCUUCAGCUCAUUCAUUGCCUGCGCAAUCUCCAAUUACGCACAAAUAAUGGCUUUUACGCACAGCCUCUAACGCCCCACCUCACAGGAUCAGAAAAAAAUGACAUCACGCUUUGCAUUUCCCACGUUUAGACCAGAAACUCUGUUCGCCUCCACGGAGCUUCUCUACCCACUGCAGUUUCCAGAUGAAGACUCAGAAACUCAAAGAAACAAGUUCAAUGUGAGGAUACAGAUCACGGAUUAACUUUUUUUUUGCGUGGGAGUGGAAGUUAUGCUUCACAUCUUAUCAUGAAAGGUUUUUGAUCUGAUUUGAUUUCUUUUUUUGUUCUAGUAGCCGACUGGUAUUAUUUAUUUUUACGUCUGGACUUGUGGACUGAUCAUGUUUUAACAUCUUGGAAUAAUGAGGGAUUCCUGUUGGUUUCAUUUUUAUAUGGGGAUUUAACAGUUGUUUUACAGAAGACUGUAGAUGGUACAUUUUCCAAAAGCUAUGGAAUUUUCUUUGCAAAUUCAUCUUUUUUUUUUCUCAUGCAUCAAGGUUUAUGCUCAAGUGGAACAACCAGCGAAGCAUCCAGGCCUGCAGGUGUUGGCCACGGCCUCGCAUUAUUGGCCUCUUGAUGCUGUGGACGGAAUUCAUGAACUGUGGGACCAGCUUGGAAACAGGCCAGGUUAUGUUAAUGGAAGCAACAUAACUCUCAGAAUCCACAACCACACUGUGCUCCCUUCCUCCCAUAACUCUUCCUAUGUGUAUACCAAUGACUCUGCCUACACUAACAUUUCUGCAACAGUAGACAUUGUUGAAGGAAUGGUUAACAAGGGCAUCUUUCUGAAUGGAGAUAAUGGUGGUACCUUUCUCCACUUUGGAAACUACCAAAACUCUUGCAUUAGUGACCCUACUUUGUGCGGCCCUGAGGGGAUUACUUUCUCCUUUUUUUGGAAAAACCAUGAGGCAGAGUCCCGUUUUGCUGUAGCCUCAGGAGGGAAAGUCAUAUCCAAUGGGUUCUCCGUCUACACCAAUCCCUUUGGAGGGUAUGUGGAGUUUUACACUCGAGGCAACAACCACAGAUGGAAGGCCAACAUCCAAGUCCCAGGGCCUUUCUGGACCCACAUUCUCUUCACAUGGACAAAAAAGGAGGGUCUGAAGGUCUACAUCAAUGGAACCUUUACUGCUGGUGACACAGCUGGCAAUGUGUCAGAGAACUAUGGUGAUCCCUACCCUGACCUCGUCAUUGGAACUGGCAAUGACAGGGCGUACCGCCACUAUGUAACAGGCGCUUUUGAUGAGUUUGUCAUCUGGGAAAGGGCCCUUUCUCCAAACGAGAUUUUGCUAUACUACAGUGCAGCCACAGGUCAAGCCCUGGUCUCCGCCACAACACCCAGAUUGUCCAAGGAAGUCACUUCAACAACACCAACAGUGUUUCAGAGAGCCACUGAAGUGAGUCCCCCUGUCAUCAGCAGUCAGCAGGAGGAGGCUCAAAGCUCCCAGGACACAGGGUCCAUGCCAGUGUUGGGUUUCUUGAAGGCACUGCCCAAUAGGACCAUUCUUCACAACACUGUCAACAACCUCACGCAGGCUUUUCUCAAAAGUGUGGAAGAAGUGCUGUCCUCUCCAGGGUUGCCAGAGCAGUCCACCCCAGUGGUCAGCGGCCUGAUCGAGACUGUGGACAGAGUGAUGGAACACAUGGUGACGAACCUGGAACCCAGCCCGAACUCUCUCAUCACCCUGGGUGGAACAUCUUUUGUUGCAGAUUACUCUCUGAUGAAGCUCCCACAGAACUACAACCUGCCGCAUUAUCGCUUCCCUACACAGGGCAAGAGCUACAUCUCUGUGCCUGGGGAGGCUUUCACUAUGCAGUCUCAAACCACCAUUGUUGGCCUCUUCUACCACAACAUGCACAGCUACUACAAAGAGAUCAGCCCUGUUAAGACCAGGAUUAAAGAAGCAGCUGAUUUCAAGGAUCACAAGAUCCAGGUAGCAAGCUGUCUAAUCUCCCUGAAAGUUGAGCCCUCGCCAGCCUUGUCAGUCAACCUCUCUGGAGCGCCACUCAUCAAGAUUGUCCUCACCCACAUGCUGACUGAAGAACAGCAAGACCAAGCAGUAAAUCAGAGCAAUAAAGUCUUCCUCUAUUGUGCAUUCUUGGACUACAGUUCGAAUGAGGGAGUAUGGUCCAACAAAGGCUGUGUCCGCUCAGAUGGAAACAUGACGUUCUCUGUAUGUCUGUGCAACCACCUCACAAACUUCGCCAUCCUAAUGCAAGUGGUGCCCUUAAAGCUCACUACUGGCCACCGGGUGGCACUAUCAACCAUUGGUUAUGUUGGCUGCUCGAUUUCCAUCUUCUGUCUUGCCAUCACUCUUGUCACCUUUGCAGUCCUGUCGUCGGUGAGUACCAUCCGUAACCAACGCUACCACAUCCACGCCAACCUGUCCUUCGCCAUCCUGGUGGCUGAGAUCUUACUGCUCAUCAGUGCUCGCUUUGACCUGGGCACGCUGCCUUGUAAGGUAAUGGCUGUCCUGCUGCACUUCUUCUUCCUGAGCGCCUUCGCCUGGAUGCUGGUUGAGGGCCUCCACCUCUACAGUAUGGUGGUCAAGGUGUUCGGCUCCGAGGGCAGCAAACACUUCUACUACUACGGCAUUGGUUGGGGCUCUCCAUUGGUAAUAUGCAUAGUGUCCAUGACGUCAGCUCUGGACAGUUAUGGUGAAGUUGACAACUGUUGGCUUUCGCUGAAGAAUGGAGCCAUCUGGGCUUUUGUGGCACCGGCUCUGUUUGUCAUUGUGGUGAACAUAGGCAUCCUGAUAUCUGUGACCAGGAUCAUAUCUCGAAUCAGUGGAGAGAAUUACAAGGUUCAUGGAGAUGCAAAUGCUGUCAAGCUGACCGCAAAGGCAGUGGCAGUGCUCCUUCCAAUACUUGGCAUUUCCUGGAUCUUUGGCGUUCUUGCUUUCAACACACACUCGUUGCCAUUCCUAUAUAUCUUUGCUGUGUUCAACUCAUUACAAGGAUUCUUUGUUUUCUUAUUUCACUGUCUUCUCAACUCUGAGGUCAGAGCUGCUUUCAAACAUAAAACCAAGGUGUGGUCCCUCACCAGCAGCUCCAUUCGAAACAUCAAUGUGAAGCCCUUCAACUCUGACAUUAUGAAUGGAAACAAGGAGGGUGUGACUCCUACCAAGAUGAACACAUGGGACAAAAGCACCAACUCAGCCAAUCGAAUUGACCUCUCCGCCGUGUAGAACCGUAGAUCACUGGUUCUGUCAGAGCAACCUGGAGCUCACUAGUGCAGAAUGACAAACACUGGCCAGAGUAUACUCUCCCGAUAUGUAAUAAUGAAUUGGAUACUCAUUCCCUCAAGAGAGACUGAAACUGAAGGAGAGGGAUUCUGUAGCAUAUUAAUAGUUCCUCAUUUAAAAGACAAACAGACUAUGGUGACUGUGCUUUAUUAUUGUCACAUAAAACAUAGUGCUCCCACAAUAAAGUGUAGGGGGUUUCUGAGGAGCAGUUCAGUAAAGUGACAGAACGUCUUAAGAUCUUUGAGCAUUGUUUGGGGUCAUGCAAUGAGGCCCUGUGCAGUGGAGUGUCUCAAUUCUGUAUUGUGCAGUUUUCCAGAGUUUAUUGAAGGGAAAAGUUAAUGUGGGAAAUUCACUUAUUUGCUCUCUUGGUCCUCGUUACAUGUAAAGUUUGAUGCCACUUGUCAGGACUGUAUGGUAAAUAUGAGUUUACUGCUAGCAGCUGGUUCACUAAUCUUAGCACAAAGACUGGACACAGUUUAUCUGGCACGGUCCAUAGGUAAACAAAAUCUGCAGACCAGCUCCUCUAAAGCUCAGGAAUUAAUGUGUAAUAUCGACUUUUUUUCAUUUGUACAAAAAAACAACAUAUUGUGGUUUUACAGUUAUGUGCCAGACUAGCUAGGUUAUCCCCGUUUCCAGAAUUUGUGCUAAACUAACAUAAUCUAUAGAUGGUGGCAGCUUCAGCAUACAGACAUGAGAGUAGCAGGAAUCUUAUCAUCUAACCUUAGGCAGGAAAGAAAAUAAGCAUGUUUUCUAAAAUGUCAAAACUUUCCUUUAAACUAUAUGUUUUCACAUGAAAUUUGUCUCACGCAGUGAAAUAGUGCAGACACGUCUGCUUAAUUUACUUGCAGAAAAUGUAAACUAUUAAAAUUUGAGAUGAUCAUAAGUGCAGAAUUUUCAGGGUAUGGUUGGGUACAAAUGCAUAACCAAGGACAGAGAAGAAAAGAGGUAUGUUUUCCCUAAAUGCAGCGUUAAAUUUUUUGCUUAAAAGCAGUGGCUUCACCGUCUGUUUCCAGUAUUCAUCCACACAAAGGAUAAAUUGCUUACUGUACCUGGAUAACCUUCUCCGCAUUUCACCUGAUUCAUACAGCUUUGAUCCAGUUUUUGGAACAGCACAACACAAUAACUGCUUGAUAGAGAAAAAAUGAAGUAUCAGUGCAUUAGACCCCAUGUAAUUCUGAUAUAAUGUAUUUAUUUAUUUGUGAUUCUGAGUUCUUUAUCGUGUCUCCUGUAAAGUGUCACAGCUCAACAUUCAGUAUGUUCUCAUGAUAAAUUUUGUGUUUAUGUGAGUGUUUUCUCUCUAUUUGCUGUAAGCCGCGGUAUGUUAUGCUUUUUGAGGAAUAGUGAAUACUGGUUGUGUUUUGGACGCAACUCUGUGAACCUAAGAUAUUUCUGUUGCUUAUUUCUUUUACAUUUUCAUAUAUGUUUGUACAAUAAAAUAUGAAAUAUUUUCUACAACAGGGGGACUUGAUAAGGAUGUUGCUUUUUUAACAUACUGUGAGAAUGGAGGGAGAUGGCGUGUUUUAAAAUAUCCCAUUGAUAUUACACUGUACCAAUAUUAAGUUUCCUAAGACAGGAUUUACUGUAUAUCACUCUGCGCUCACUUCCAUCGUCAGAUCAAAAAUUUAAUAUUUUAGUAUAUCUAAGCUUAUAUAUGGCCUUCAGUGAUUGUUGACUUAUGGUACUAUGUUUUUUAUGCUUUCAGUUAUCUUUAUUAAAAAAAACUUUUAUGACAAGAAAA
This is a messenger RNA of Scophthalmus maximus (turbot), 5109 nucleotides long. RefSeq names its product adhesion G protein-coupled receptor D1 (gene adgrd1). Gene Ontology annotation, molecular function: G protein-coupled receptor activity. Gene Ontology annotation, biological process: adenylate cyclase-activating G protein-coupled receptor signaling pathway; cell surface receptor signaling pathway. Bases 558 to 3314 code for a protein of 918 amino acids. Lineage: Eukaryota; Metazoa; Chordata; Actinopteri; Pleuronectiformes; Scophthalmidae. Gene Ontology annotation, cellular component: membrane. The record is from RefSeq and is a predicted model, not a curated record. The transcript has 26 exons.